Molecule: messenger RNA, 937 nt
Organism: Dicrocoelium dendriticum
Lineage: Eukaryota; Metazoa; Platyhelminthes; Trematoda; Plagiorchiida; Dicrocoeliidae
Source: the annotation of a GenBank genome assembly
AUGGAGGUAGAUACUGUUGCGGAUAUUCCUGCUGUUGCUUCUUUUCCGGGAACUGUGACGGUCCAGCUUCAUCCUCUGGUGAUAUUGAAUAUUUCUGAACACUGGACACGCAAUAAAGUUAAACAUGGCUCCUCAUUGGUGGUAGUCUACGGUGCUCUACUUGGUAAACAGGAGGGACAUCUAAUUACCAACUCGUUCGAGCUUCUUCUGGAUGAGCCACACCUGACUAUCAACUCAGAAUUUUAUGUUGCUAGAGAAUCUCAGUGCAAGCAAGUUUAUCCUGAAUUGGAUGUUGUGGGUUGGUAUGCUUCUGGCGGAGCAAUUACCGAAAACGACGAAUUGUUCCACAGACAGAUGCAAGAGUUCAAUGAGUCCCUUCUGAUUUUAAAGCUGGAUCCACUCCAGUCUUGUACCGAACAGCUGCCUAUUCGGGUGUAUGAAUCUGUUGUCGACAAUGAUGGACGGAUACAUUUUAGGCAGAUAAGUUACUUUCCUUACCAUAUUUCGCACCCAUCUGGUUGGCUUAGCUUAACCUGUUGUUAAUUAUCAGAAUUCUUCUAUUUGUCACUAUUUUUUUAUUUAAUAAUGCUGCACUGUGAUUGAUUGAACAUGCUUCCUCUGUCUCUACCGUACCUAGUCGUUUCAGGUAAUCAAUUGUGGCUAACUACUGUUGUUCAGAACCUGGGACCUUUGCUGGAACACUGUAAACCAACGAUGCAAUUGUCUUGAACACGGUCCCACUGGUAUACAUCCUCAGUAUUUACUGCAACAGACAAUUCAUCGUCAUCAUUAUGCACAUUAGCUAGAGAUGGAUAACACUUCAGCUCUUAUGCCGCAAUACAUGAGCAAAUAAAAACACCUGCAACCGAGGCGCGCCAGCUGAGCCACCAGUAACGGGUGGGCGUCGUUCCGGAAAGCCGCCAGCCAGUAUCGUGCC